AAUAAACCAGCAGCUGCUGGUCCAUGAACCAAGUUACCACCAAGAAUAGAGCACUGCAUGCAUGGGACAGGAUGCCUUCAUGGAGCCCUUCAGCAGCACAGUUGGGGUCUUUCGUUGCAAACUAUACCUCCUUCUCUUAGGUUUUUGCUCAGGCCUGAAAGUAGCAGUGCCAUCACACACUAUUCAUGGCAUCAGGGGCCAAGCUCUCUACCUCCCUGUGCACUAUGGAUUCCAUACGCGAGCAUCAGACAUCCAGAUCAUAUGGCUAUUUGAGAGGCCCCACACAAUGCCCAAAUACUUAUUGGGCUCUGUGAACAAAUCCGUGGUUCCUGACUUGGAAUAUCAGCACAAGUUCACCAUGAUGCCACCUAAUGCGUCUCUGCUCAUCAACCCACUGCAGUUCACUGAUGAAGGCAAUUAUAUUGUGAAGGUCAACAUUCAGGGGAAUGGAACUUUCUCAGCUAGUCAGAAGAUACAAGUCACUGUCGAUGAUCUUGUUACAAAACCAGUGGUGCAGACUCAGCCUACUUCUGGGGCUGUGGAAUAUGUGGGGAACAUUACGCUGACAUGUCUAGUUGAAAGGGGAACCCGACUGGUUUACCAAUGGCUUAAAGAUGGAAGACCUGUCCACACUAGCUCCACCAACUCUUUUUCUCCCCAAAAUAAUACCUUUCAUAUUGCUCCAGUAACCAAAGAAGAUAUUGGGAAUUACAGUUGCUUAGUGAAGAACUCUAUCAGUGAGAUGGAAAGUGACAUCAUUGUACCUACCAUAUAUUAUGGACCUUAUGGACUUCAAGUUAAUUCUGAUAAAGGACUAAAAGUAGGGGAAGUAUUUACAGUUGACAUUGGAGAAGCCAUCUUGUUUGAUUGUUCUGCUGAUUCUUAUCCUCCCAACACCUACUCCUGGAUCCAGAGAACUGACAAUACAACAUAUGUCAUUAAACAUGGGCCCCGUUUAGAAGUUGUAUCUGAGAACAUAGCCCAGAAGACAACUGACUAUAUGUGCUGUGCAUACAAUAAUGUAACUGGAAAGCGAGACGAAACUCAUUUUACAGUCAUCAUCACUUCUGUAGGACUGGAGAAGCUUGCACAAAAAGGGAAAUCAUUGUCUCCUUUAGCAAGUAUAACUGGAGUAUCACUCUUUUUGAUUAUAUCUAUGUGUCUUCUCUUCCUGUGGAAAAAAUAUCAACCCUACAAAGUUAUAAAGCAGAAGCUAGACAGAAGACCAGAAACAGAAUACAGAAAAGCUCAAACAUUUUCAGGCCAUGAAGAUGCUCUAGACGAUUUUGGGAUAUAUGAGUUCGUUGCUUUUCCAGAUGCUUCUGGUGUUCCUCGGAUGCCAAGCAGAUCUGUUCCAGCUUCUGACUGUGUAUCAGGUCAAGAUUUGCACAGUACAAUCUAUGAAGUCAUUCAUCAUAUCCCUGCUCAGCAGGACUAUCCGGAGUGACCGUUCUUGGGCAAAGUGGUCAUUGGUGUGAAAUAAGGAAGCAACAUUUUGAAGAGAAACACUGGAAAAGUAUACACAUCUGGAACCGGUGAAGAAAUUAAUCCUAAUACCUCCUGCUCACUGUUUCCUUUAAUGCAGAAUAGAGCCGCAUAUAAAAGUUGGACUGCAGGUUUUCACACUGCAAUGUGUGACAGAGUAAUGUGUUGGGGAAAUAUUCCUUCGCCUUUAUCAUGAUGACUGUGAGGUAGAAAAGAUGAGACUUUCCAUAUAAACUUUUUUAAAACCAAGUUUCCCUUGGUCUAAAAGGGUCAAUUAUUUACAUUCCACACUUUUGCUUUCAUCAAUAUAGAUACUAACCUAUAAAUGUGGAACAUUACAUUUGUAUUUUUAACAGACUAUUUUAUUAAAUUCUCAUCAUUGUUACCAUUGCUAUGUAAUUUUAAAUUUUCUCUCCAAAUUUACUUCUUGUUGUUUGUCCCACAGAAGAGUAUGUCUACCUUUUUAUAGGUUGUCAACUAAGCAGUUACAUUUUCUGAAAUGAUUUGUAAAGUGCUGAAGGAAAUAACUUAUUAAAGUCUUUUAUUUUUGUUCAAGGAAAGACAGACUUAAAUAAAUUAUCCUGCUUUUGCUUGUA
Molecule: messenger RNA, 2081 nt
Organism: Erinaceus europaeus (western European hedgehog)
Lineage: Eukaryota; Metazoa; Chordata; Mammalia; Eulipotyphla; Erinaceidae
Gene: HEPACAM2
Product: HEPACAM family member 2
Exons: 10
Coding region: 62-1447 (461 amino acids)
Source: RefSeq, a predicted model, not a curated record